Molecule: messenger RNA, 1502 nt
Organism: Brienomyrus brachyistius
Lineage: Eukaryota; Metazoa; Chordata; Actinopteri; Osteoglossiformes; Mormyridae
Gene: hnrnpa1b
Product: heterogeneous nuclear ribonucleoprotein A1b
Exons: 11
Coding region: 142-1188 (348 amino acids)
Molecular function (GO): RNA binding
Source: RefSeq, a predicted model, not a curated record
CUUGACACAGCGGGAAUGGCUAACCAAUAGGAGUGCAUGAUGGGCGGGCUUUCCCUUUCUACAUAGCGUACAGCGUAGGUGACGAGCGAUCUGUUUUGCGUGAAGUAGGCGAGGUUGUCGGCACGGCAAUUUUAACGCAAAAUGUCGAAAGAGGCGCCCCGCGAACCCGAGCAACUCCGUAAGCUUUUCAUCGGAGGCCUGAGCUUUGAGACCACCGACGAGAGCCUGCGGGAGCAUUUCGAGCAAUGGGGGACCCUUACAGACUGUGUGGUGAUGAGGGAUCCAAACACAAAAAGGUCCAGGGGAUUUGGUUUUGUCACAUACUCUUCUGUGAACGAGGUCAACGCGGCCAUGGAGGCUCGACCACACAAGGUGGAUGGCAGAGUGGUGGAGCCCAAGCGGGCAGUUUCCAGAGAGGAUUCGAGUAGACCGGGCGCCCACAUGACCGUCAAGAAGAUCUUUGUGGGCGGGAUCAAAGAGGACACUGAGGAGCACCACCUGCGGGAUUACUUCGAGCAAUUCGGCAAGAUCGAGGUCAUCGAGAUCAUGACGGACAGAGCCAGCGGCAAGAAGAGGGGCUUCGCCUUUGUUACAUUUGACGACCACGACUCUGUGGACAGGAUAGUCAUCCAGAAAUACCACACAGUAAACGGCCAUAACUGUGAGGUGCGGAAAGCGCUUUCGAAGCAAGAGAUGGCCAGCUCCGGGAUGAGCAUGAGGGGUCGUGGGGGUGGUUCCGGUAAUUUCGGCAGAGGCGGGGGUUAUGGAGGUAACGACUUCGGUCGCGACGGUUACUUCGGCGGCCGUGGUGGCCGCGGCAGCUAUGGCGGUGGAGAUGGAUACAACGGCUUUGGCGGAGAUGGUGGCUAUAACAGCGGCCCCGGCUACGGCGGCAACCGCGGCUAUGGCGGAGGCCCAGGAUAUGGUAGCCAGGGCGGGUAUGGCGGAAACGGGGGAUACGACAACUACAAUAACGGAGGAGGGAACUUUGGUGGCGGAAACUUUGGGGGCAGCAAUUACAACGACUUCGGCAACUACAACAGCCAGGGCUCCUCUAAUUAUGGCCCGAUGAAAGGAGGCAAUUUUGGGGGCAGGAACAGCGGUCCGUAUGGCGGUGGCUAUGGUGGGUCGAGUGGCGGCGGCGGUGGUGGCGGUGGUUAUGGCAGCAGCUCUGGCCGGAGGUUCUAGGUGAUCUGGAGGACUCAGUACUUAGAAGGCAGCGAGAGAAGGGACAGGCGAGAUGCAGGUUAAACCAUAGAUCUGCUCAGCCAGACUCCGCUGGCUGCUUACAGCGGUCUCACCAAGACACGUGCAAUAGCCAGAGCUCAUGUGUGUCUGCUGUGAAGCAGCAUUUUUUAUAGUUGCUAUUUGUUUCUGUGAAAAGUAAGCAUUCCAAUACGUUUUUAAAUGUAGACCCUUUUUUGUUUGGCACCCCUUGUGGUGGUUUUAAUGUAACUGCAACCAAUCAAGUCGAAAUAAACCAUCUUUCCGUUUUUUUAUGA